UUUUGAGACAGCAGCCAACAACUUGCUGGGCUGAGAUGUGGGUUUGGGAUUUCACUGAGGCGGGGUGUUAUUGGACCAAUGCACUUCAGCUUUACUGCCGAGUCCAUCAGCUGAAAAACACCCGCUGAUACAGCAGAAUUUUGGAGCUGUGGUAUCAAGAUGGAUGGUGAAAAUGAAGCCAAAAGUAGUGGCAUGUUAUUUUCAGGUAAGGCAAGCGACCAGGUGAUGCAGGACCCACAGUUAUUGGCGGCUCUUCAGGAAAAAGUAGACAGUGUCUCACAUAGUGCUUCCUUCAUGGAGAGCUUACCCAAGUCUGUGAAAAGAAGAGUCCAUGCCUUAAAGAACCUUCAGGUUAACAGUACACAUAUUGAAGCCAAGUUUUACAAGGAGGUACAUGAGCUGGAGAGAAAAUAUGGCGCUCUUUAUCAGCCGUUAUUUGACAAAAGAAGAGACAUUGUCUCUGGAAAAGUGGAACCCACUGAUGAGGAGUGUGAAAGGCAGAGUGACCAUGAGGAUGAAGAAGCAUUAGCAGAAGAUUUGAAGAAGAAAGCUGCUAUAGAGGAAAAGACAGAGGAUGCUAAUGAGGAGAAACCCAAGGGAGUUCCAGAGUUCUGGCUCACCAUAUUCAGAAGUGUGGACAUGCUGAGUGAUAUGCUGCAGGAACAUGAUGAGCCAAUACUUAAACAUCUACAAGAUAUUAAAGUGAUUUUUUCUGGUCCUGAUCAGCCCAUGAGUUUUACAUUAGAGUUUCAUUUUGAACCCAAUGAAUACUUCACCAACACAGUCCUCACAAAAGUAUACAAGAUGAAGUCAGAGCCAGAUGCAGAGGAUCCAUUUUCAUUCGAGGGACCAGAAAUCAUUGACUGUGAGGGGUGUGAAAUUGAUUGGCACAACGCCAAAGAUGUGACUGUCAAAACAAUCAAGAAGAAGCAGAAGCACAAAGGCAGGGGGACAGCGAGGGUCAUCACCAAACAAGUGCCCAAUGACUCCUUUUUCAACUUUUUCAACCCUAUUAAAGUUUCACCAGACAAAGAGUUGGAUGAGGAUUCUGAGUACACCUUAGCCACAGAUUUUGAAAUUGGUCAUUUCUUCAGGGAAAGAAUCGUGCCGAGAGCAGUUUUGUAUUUCACAGGAGAAGCUCUGGAGGAUGAUGAAAGUUUUGAGGAGGAGGAACUGGAUGAGGGUGAAGAGGAGGACCAAGAUGAGGAGGAGGAGGAGGAGGAGGAGGAGGGAGAAUUUGAUUCCAAGUUACAGGCAUAAGUCAUUCUCAUCUCAUACAUUUCUAGAGUGUGGAUCCUCAGCCUCCAGAAUGCAAACAACAGUAGUUUGGACUGCUCACUGCUGCCACUGUCAAUCCCCAUCAGCUCGCUAGUGCUGCGUGUAGUCUCUGCUGAUUAUACCAUCCUCACAAAACAACCCCAAUGAUGCAGUACAUUGGAAAGAAAAUUUUUUUUUCUUCAAAUAUUGCUUACUUCAAAACUCAACAGAUAUUGUACAACAGCACUAUAAAUAAAUUGGGCAAUUCCAUACGGUCUGCCUCAGAAUGUAGAUAUAUAUAUAAAUAAAAGUAAAACAAAACUAUUUUUUAAGUCAUUAUUUAGGCUUUGACUUUGGAGUGCAGACAUAUUGAAAUAUUUUGACAUGCCAUUGCACCAUUUCUAUAGAGAAUACAAAGCCAAAAAUUUUCUCAUGGGUUAGAAACAUUCUUUUGUUUUACUUGCAAACAUUGUCUCUUUAAUAACAUUUUUGAGUAGGUGAAUUCUUAACCCUGAGUUGAAAUGAAUGGGAUUGUAUUUGUCAAGGUUGUUGGUGUUUAACAAAAGGUUUCCUUUCCGUGUCAUAGGCAUAAUCGUUUUUUACACAGCAUAUCUAUUUAUGUACUUUUUGAAUGAAGCAGCAUGUUUAUGCACUUAUUUAUUUAUGGAGGUGUGUACACAAUUACUAGGUCGCCAACCAACCAAUGUAUCGGCGGUACCUUGCAGGCAAGUAGGUAGGUAAUCCUUACUUCAGUAAUUUGUUAUUAUUCAUAUUAGGCCUCUUUACAAUGUAGACAUCAUUUUAUUGCAUUUGUCUAACAUUUCCAUCUUUGACUUGCCUCUUGAACAUCACAAUUUAAAACAAACUCUGCACUCCAAAUUUUAAAAUCCUCCAUACCUAUAUGUUUAAGUAAUGUAGUUUCAUUUUUGUUUAUGUAUAUACUGUUUGUAUUUAAUUAUAUGUUUCUUCCAUAAUGCUGGAAUUGCUCUAUUAAAAAAUAAAAAAUAGCAAAAGGCAAUAGUCCACUGCCAUUGGUCAUUGAAUUCUGAGACAACUGCAGAUGAUUAUAUGUCCUGGAAGUCACACGUUUAUUUGAUCACAUUUUUUUUUUUUUUUUUUAGAUACAUAAUAUCCCAAAGUUGACAACUGUUUUAUUUUGUGACUUGGUCUCAUAGGUUACUCAGGGUCUUUUAUGCCAAGAUGACAGUGUAUGAGUAUCCAGCAUUAUGAAAACUGUUGAUAUAAAAUCCAACCUGCUAAAUGUUCUAUUUUGUCUUGUAAAGGAAGUGUUUUAAAUAUCUAGUUUUACUUAACAGAAUUAUUUAAAUGAAUCUCUUCUUUUCAGUCAUUUUAUUAUCAUUUUAGACUAUAUGUGUUGGUCUUGUGCUUCUUGGUGGAUCCCUGAGAGAAAAUGUUUUGCUGAUGUAUGUACAGAACUGUACCCAGUUGAUUAUAGCCCCUUGUAGCAUUUUAAAAAUGCUUUUGCUGUACUUCCCAAACACUUACUAAAAAUUUGAACAUG
This is a messenger RNA of Myxocyprinus asiaticus (Chinese sucker), 2779 nucleotides long. RefSeq names its product nucleosome assembly protein 1-like 4. The transcript has 15 exons. Gene Ontology annotation, cellular component: chromatin; nucleus. The coding region runs from base 160 to 1260 and encodes 366 amino acids. Gene Ontology annotation, biological process: nucleosome assembly. Gene Ontology annotation, molecular function: chromatin binding; histone binding. The record is from RefSeq and is a predicted model, not a curated record. NCBI's taxonomy places the organism in Eukaryota, Metazoa, Chordata, Actinopteri, Cypriniformes, Catostomidae.